This is a messenger RNA of Aureobasidium subglaciale EXF-2481, 945 nucleotides long. RefSeq lists its product as uncharacterized. Gene Ontology annotation, cellular component: cytosol. The record is from RefSeq and is a predicted model, not a curated record. The transcript has 3 exons. Gene Ontology annotation, molecular function: aldose reductase (NADPH) activity. The coding region runs from base 1 to 945 and encodes 314 amino acids. Lineage: Eukaryota; Fungi; Ascomycota; Dothideomycetes; Dothideales; Saccotheciaceae.
AUGCUCCACCGAGGUACCAUGCACAAAUUGAACACUGGAGCAAGCAUACCAGCACUCGGCUUUGGUACCUGGCAAGACAAAGACGCCCAAGAGCCAGCAGUCAUCGCUGCCCUACAGGCUGGUGUGAGACACAUCGACACAGCAGCUGUAUACGGCACUGAGCCCGCUGUCGGUUCAGCUAUCAAGAAGUCUGGCGUUCCUCGCUCGGAGCUCUUCCUUGUCACCAAGAUCUGGAACAACUCACAUGCUCCUGAAGACGUUGAGGCUGCUCUCGAUGCUUCUCUCAAGAACCUCGGCACUGAUUAUGUUGACCUGUGGUUGAUGCAUUGGCCGUCUUCCUUUGCCAGUGGCUCUUCUCUUUUCCCCAAAGACUCGAAUGGAAAGGUAAAGGCAGGAACCUCAGACUAUGUUGAGACUUACAAAGCUAUGGAGAAGCUCUACAAGUCUGGCAAAGCCAGGGCUAUUGGAGUUUCAAAUUUCAGCAAGGCAGAGAUGGAAAGACUUAUCAAGGAGACCAGUGUGGUCCCAGCAGCUCACCAACUAGAGCUUCACCCGUACCUGCAACAACACGAGUUUGCUGAGUGGCAUAAAUCUCAGGGCAUUCAUGUCACACAAUACUCGCCUUUCGGAAACAGCAACGAAGUGUACUCCAAGGGUCAAAACUUGAGUAAGCUGAUCGAAGACCCGACCUUGGUAGAAGUGGGAAAGAAGUACGGAAAGUCUGGGGCGCAAGUCGCGCUUGCUUGGGGUAUUGCCCAUGGUCGCAGUGUCAUCCCCAAGAGCAAGACCCCUGACAGAAUCAAGCAAAACGUCGAGGGCGACUUCGAACUGUCUGCUGAAGACAUCAAGAAGGUGGAUGCCAUCGACAGAAAACUGCGUUUCAAUGACCCAAGUGCGAACUUUGGUUGGAACUUCUAUCAAGACCUCGAGGGAAAGGAGGCAUAG